This is a messenger RNA of Balaenoptera ricei (Rice's whale), 899 nucleotides long. Its product is annotated as U2 small nuclear ribonucleoprotein B''-like. NCBI's taxonomy places the organism in Eukaryota, Metazoa, Chordata, Mammalia, Artiodactyla, Balaenopteridae. The transcript has a single exon. Gene Ontology annotation, molecular function: U1 snRNA binding. Bases 65 to 742 code for a protein of 225 amino acids. Gene Ontology annotation, biological process: mRNA splicing, via spliceosome. Gene Ontology annotation, cellular component: U1 snRNP. The record is from RefSeq and is a predicted model, not a curated record.
CGGCUUGUGAUUCGUACGCGACGCGGCGGACGUCUCCGGCUAUUUGAACAGUUUAACCCACAACAUGGAUAUCAGACCAAAUCACACAAUUUAUAUCAACAAUAUGAAUGACAAAAUUAAAAAGGAAGAAUUGAAGAGAUCCCUUUAUGCCCUGUUUUCUCAGUUUGGCCACGUCGUAGAUAUUGUAGCUCUAAAGACCAUGAAGAUGAGGGGGCAAGCUUUUGUUAUAUUUAAGGAACUGGGCUCAUCCACAAAUGCCUUGAGACAGUUACAAGGAUUUCCAUUUUAUGGCAAACCGAUGCGAAUCCAGUAUGCAAAAACAGAUUCUGAUAUAAUAUCUAAAAUGCGUGGCACUUUUGCUGACAAAGAAAAGAAAAAAGAAAAGAAAAAAGCCAAAACUGUGGAACAGACUGCAACAACCAUGAACAAAAAACCUGGUCAGGGAACACCAAAUUCAGCUAAUACCCAAGGAAAUGCAGCACCAAAUCCUCAGGUCCGUGAUUACCCUCCAAACUAUAUUUUAUUCCUUAAUAAUUUACCAGAAGAGACUAAUGAGAUGAUGUUAUCCAUGCUGUUUAAUCAAUUCCCUGGUUUCAAGGAAGUACGUUUGGUACCUGGGAGGCAUGACAUUGCUUUUGUUGAAUUUGAAAACGAUGGACAGGCUGGAGCUGCCAGGGAUGCUUUACAGGGAUUUAAGAUCACACCAUCCCAUGCCAUGAAGAUCACCUAUGCCAAGAAAUGAGAUUCGGGAUAGCUGCCUUUAAAGGACUUGGUGUUACGUAUAGUUUUCGUUUUGAUAACAUUUGGUCAGGCCAUUUUAAUAGUUGGGGGUAGGGGAAAGUGUAUGUGAAAUUUUUGUAAAGGAUUUAAAACAUUACCUAGUAUUUGUUUAGUCUUAG